Molecule: messenger RNA, 4599 nt
Organism: Spodoptera litura
Lineage: Eukaryota; Metazoa; Arthropoda; Insecta; Lepidoptera; Noctuidae
Gene: MET1
Product: methoprene-tolerant protein 1
Biological process (GO): regulation of DNA-templated transcription
Cellular component (GO): cytoplasm; transcription regulator complex; nucleus
Molecular function (GO): protein dimerization activity; DNA-binding transcription factor activity
Source: RefSeq, a predicted model, not a curated record
UGAGUUGCCUGUUGUGAUUGUGAUUGAUAGUCCUUAAUCCAAGUCCAAUUGAAUCGUACAUAUAUACAAAGUCGGAAAUACAACAAAUACUUAUCUUGUGCUUUAACAGAACUUAUCCUAUGUUGUGAAGUGAAAGUGAAUACUAACUUAUAAAUUACAAUAGUGGAAUACAGUGGACAACAUGUUUUUAAGCGUAUAUUUACGAUUUCAUUAUCUACGUAAGGUUAUUGGAUUGUAAUGAUACCAACAAGGACGUAGUUUGGCGAGCAGCAAUAUCAGUCGCAGGAAUAUGACAUCUUCAGGUGGACCAAGUACACAUCUUGGAAUGCAUUCCACCAUGGCGAGCCAGAUAGGCAUACGUGCCCCGCCGUCGGACUUUGGCUUAACAGUGGGUGUGCCAGCGCCGACGAUGGGUUAUGAGAUCCAAGCUACCCAUAGCGGUGAUUCUUCUUCUGAUUCACAAUCUCCUGGUAUGCCUACAGCCAAAGCUAGUGAUCGGGAAUCCCGUAUUAUAGCAGAAAAACAACGUCGAAGUCAAUAUAACACCCAAAUAGGUCUGAUAAUGUCCUUGUUGUCUGACAUAGUGCACUCGCAACGUAAGGUUGAUAAGACGAGUGUGUUGAGACUGGCCGCCAACAAGCUCCGCAACGAGCAUGUGUUCGGUGAUACAAUCAAAUGUGGCCACAUAGAGACAUGGUCUUCUUCGUUCUUAAAGUUUUUUGACCUGUUUGGGGGUGUUAUGUUUGGUGUCACAUGCCGUGGACGUUUGUUCAUCGUAUCCCCAAAUGUUCAAGAAAAAUUGGGAUAUUGUCAUAUAGAUCUCCUUGGCCAAGACAUGUAUAACUAUGUUCAUCCAGAUGAUAAAGAAACUCUCCGCCAUCAUAUCUAUCCUCAAGAACUCCAAACAAGCUGUGACAGCAGACUAUUUGAACAUCACCAUAAUUUCCAUAUCCGCAUUAUGAGGGCUGGUGCUCGGUCAGAUCCUGCUAGAUACGAGCGCUGCCGCAUAGAUGGUAUUUUGAGACGCUCUGACAAAGCAACAUCUAAUGGUGUGCAAGAUGAGCAAAUCAUUAGAAGGCAAAGAGUUAGAACCAACAGAACAUUUUCAUCCAGUGGAAAUGAUGUAGUUUUCAUUGGCAUGAUUCAUGUAUUGUCUAGUUCGAUGCCAGCUCGGAUUCUGCCCCCAACAGCUUAUUCUGAAUACUGGACAAGACAUUUGAUUGAUGGCCGCAUAGUACAGUGUGACCAGAGUAUAUCACUAGCUAUUGGCUACAUGACAGAAGAAGUAACUGGAACAUCGGCUUUUGUAUUUAUGCAUAAAGAAGAUGUCCGCUGGGUCAUUUGUGUGUUACGUCAAAUGUAUGAUGAAAGUAGAGAAUUUGGUGAAUCUUACUACCGGCUCAUGUCACGUUCUGGACAUUUUAUAUACAUGAGAACACGAGGAUUUUUGGAAAUAGAUAGAGCCACAAAGAAAGUACAGAGUUUUGUUUGUGUCAAUAGUGUCAUUGGAGAAGAUUAUGGUUGUCGAAUGAUGGAAGAAAUGAAGAGAAAAUAUUCUGUUAUAAUUGAUGUAGAAAAACAACAAGCUGAAGUGGCAGCCAAUGAUGAUGUCCCGGUAGAACAUCCUAAACGUCUAGAACGCAUUGUUAUGCAUCUUGUUGAGCCAUCAGUUAAUGAAAACAUAGAUGAGCUGCAACUAGUACCUCCUUCGAAAGAAAACAUAAUUUCUGCAAUUCAGAAUAGUGAAAAAGUUGUUCAGGAGACAGGAGUGAGGUUUGACUCAAGGAAAAGAAGGAAGGUAGAUUGUGAUGACACUAGUGAAUAUUUAAAGAGACACAGUGGACUGCAAGAUGUUAAUGAAGUAGAUCUGUAACUGGUGAAUAAGCUUUGUGAUGUCUGUUCCUAAGAUUGUUAGUUAAGUUUUCAAAAUGAAGUAGAUGGUAUAUUUGACCAAAUGUUUCAGAAUUAAAACAUUGAUAGUGUAGUUGUAAUAGUAAGUGAACAUUGACGCAGCGGACUGAGCAUGGGUAAGUCCCACUGUGUGGGCAGACUUCAUUGACUAAAGGUUAUUAUUAUAUAAAAUCCCGAAAGACUGUGCCCGCUGAGGCAAUUAACUAAAACAAGUAAUACAGAACAGAAUGACCAGUUAAUAGUGUAGGUAUUUUACUCAACAGCUAAACAAGUAAAAUAGGUAGAUUCAUCAUUCAUUGCAUGUUCUGAAGUUCAGGUAUGAAAUGGUAAUUCACUGUUCCUAUGAGUACUUAAUAAUAGUGAUUGGGAAACUGGGCUACAUUUAGCUGGUGAUUUAUCAUUAGAAACCUAUUAUAAUAUUGUGUACCUACUUGGUUAAAAAUGCAGACUUUACAAAUGUUCGAAAAUAAGCUACCUACCUAAAAGUUGCACCAUUGAGUAAAUAGCUAAACUUUGCAAUGGAUUAUAAUUUCUAUUAACGUGGUGAUUACCAAAAUAUGAGUUAAGCGAACUAGAGAUCGAGUUCUGUAGCAUAGAUUUGAAUGUAGUUAACUAUCUAAUAACCCCAAAAUCAAUUUAUUAUGUAAAUGCUUGUGGCGGGUGGUGGCGUCAGUAUGAAAUAUUCUGUGAGGGACCAUAAGGGGAAAAGCUCAAUAAGGUUUUGUUUUUGUUGAAGAAUGAUAAUUGCUAUUAUCUAAUUAUUGUAUCGUGUAACAUGUAGGUAAAAUACAACCUGGAUAAAUUAAAUGAACGCGUGUACGACAAACGCGCAGGUGCACUGGCUACCCACCUUUAUGGUCACGCGUUGACUGUCUAUGUUGUUACUUCAAAACGUUCACUGUAAAUGUUUAAAAUUCUUGUAAUGUUAGAUAAAUGUCUAUUGUGAAUAGUGCCUGGCUCCAGUGCGUCUACAUGUACCUAUAGUACCUACUGGUAUAUCUGUAUAUUCGUUAACACUUUCUUCCUUCUUGGUAGGUGUUUUAGUUGGUGUUAACUACUUACUUAGCUAGUUACAAAACUAAAUAAGACGAAGAAUAAUGCGUUAGUUGAAAACCGGUAACUACGUCCCCGUUCCGAAGUUUUAUUAAAUGGCUAAUGUUCCGAAUUAUGUUGGACCAUCGAUCUAAGGAGAUUAUACAUCUGGUGACUGUUAUGAUGUCAAUUUGUGGCUUAUUUACAUAUCAUUGUAUAGCAGUGUGGGCCUACUGAAAAUGUUGCCAGUUGCAAUUGGCAACUAGAUGCCCUGAAGGUUGUUGAUAUUGAAAAUGUAAGUAAUCUAUAAAAAUGACUGAUUACAAAGGAGAAAUUCACAAAUCUGAUAAGUUUUGGUUAAAACCUGAUAAUUAUUGUACUCUCGAUUAUACUCGAUUUUGGUAUUAAAGACGUGGUAUCGUCGAAUCCAUUUAAAUUUAACAAACCUUCCGAAAACUGCUUUAUAAGUUAAAUAACAAUUUAUUUCAAAUUGAUAACAGUAAACCUGGCAUAAAAGCAAAGUGUAUUGAUGAAGGUCAAUUAUAAUCAGAUAUAUCGUGGAUUUCUUUUGUCAUGGGACUUAUUUGAUAUUUUAUUUUUCAAAUUGUACAAGGUCGUUGCUAGAUUAAAUUCGGUGUAUUUAAGACAUUUGGGUGGGAGUUGUGAGUCGAGUUGGUGUAGCAUGUUGGGGUUAUUACAUAUUUUUGCUUCUGAAGUUUCGACAUAAACCUUAAUAAGAUGUUUUUUGCGAGUUCUGUAGAAAGAACGAUUUCCUUUUUACCCUAAUAGAAUCGUCACCAAAGCAAACCGGUAUUGUACCAGCGUUUUUACCUUGUGCAGCAUUGAGGAUCGAUCGAUGAGUUUUAUCAAGGGCCAAGGGCAAUUCGGCUGUCCUUAUUGACUUUACCCAUCGUAAUAGACAAAAGUUAUGUAAAUACAAGAAUUUAUUCUAAACUACAACAUUUUUGCUGUAUCUGUAAGUCGUUUGUUCACAGAAUUGACAAGAAAUAAAAGGAGUGUUUACAAUUUGAAUGUGUGUUAGAUUACUGACACCGUAAUAUCAAUGAAUCUAUUUGUAGUGUUAAUAAUCUGUGCGUUUGAAAACUGAUAUGUUUGUCACUAAUGUUAGAAUUUAUGUUUACUUUACGCAUUGCGAAAGUACCUAUCUGAUAUGUUUUUGUAGGAACUGUUAACAGCCGAGAUUAAUAAACCAAAACCUUAAUCCAAAGUGUCUGGACCGAUCUAGGUUUUGACAGAAACUGUACAGAAGUUAUAUCAAAAAUCGAUCUCAAUUAAAAAUCUUUGGUUCGGAUUGGUUACUGAUUUUGGCUGUAAGUGUAAAUUGGCCACAUAUUGUCGUCCACUGAUCGGCUAUUGUAUUGUUUUAUGGACUGUUGAUAGUUAAUCUGGCAUAACGUAGGAUAAAAUUUGGAAGACGUAACUAUGUGACAUGUGGCCGGCCAUUUGUUAGAAUUGGAAACUAUUAUGCCAUCCACAUAAUUAGGACAAAAACAAAAUUGAUGAUAAACUAACUACGUUUAAAUGUGCCAAAACGUAUGAAUAGUACCUAGCUAAAUAAUGAUAUUAAAAUUAUCGCCAAUUAACUUUAAAUACUUAUUGUACCUUUUAAAUAUUAAAUGUUAAAUUAAUUUUGUU